Colletotrichum chrysophilum is the source of this 2145-nucleotide messenger RNA. RefSeq lists its product as uncharacterized. The transcript has a single exon. Lineage: Eukaryota; Fungi; Ascomycota; Sordariomycetes; Glomerellales; Glomerellaceae. The record is from RefSeq and is a predicted model, not a curated record. The coding region runs from base 1 to 2145 and encodes 714 amino acids.
AUGCAGCUGCAGGACGUGUUCAAGAUCUUGCUCAUCGUGACCAACAGCGACACGGGCGACAUUGGAGCCAUCAUCGCCCACGAGAUCGGCACCGGAAAGACCAGAAUAUAUCAAGCCGUUAUCGCCGUCAUAAGACUCGUCCGCAUCAUCAAGGACCACCUCGAAACGCAUCCCGAGAUGCAUGCGGGCUGCACGGAAAGGUGCGUCAUCGGCGCUGGGCCUCACGGAUGGAGGAUUCGCUGCCUGCGCGAGAGGGGUUCGCUCGGCGCCAAGCUCGCGGAGAAGUUCCCGCCCGGCGCCAACCUUGUGGUCGCCAGCAAGAGCAUGGUCCCCCAGGCGUACCGCGAUGCACAGGGGUACUUCAAAGAGCAUCUGAGAUUUACAGUCCACGGCCCCACCACGCGUCGCUUCGAGGUCCCGUUUAUGCGCAUCGUCAGCUGGGACAGUCGCCAAGAGGAUCAGAUGAAGGUCGCCCGCGCUGAGGCCGUCGUGGACGACAAUAACGAAGAGCUCCAGGUCCCCCGAGGGAGGGGUGACUCGAGAAUCCACCCAGGCCGCACGUACGCUAGCAACACUGUCUUGGGGAAACGCAUGCUGGCAUGUUCCAAAGUCAAGUACCGGCUGGCCGCGAAGAACCCGGUCGAGGCACCGUCCAUCAUGUUCAUCGUUUCGCGGUCAACCCUUAGCAGGACCGACGGCAACUGGGCUUCGGCGUGGUAUGCGGACAUCACCAUCGAGCUGGAGGAGCAAGCGACGCGCGGGCAGCAGACAGCAAGAGGGCCAGAGGUGGCCAUUGUCAGGCUUAGAUCGGCGCCGCACUUCGGACUAGUAGUCUGGGACGAGGCUCAGGAAGUCAAGGAUGUCAACUCCUCGCUGGCCAAGUGCCUCCGCGGCAUAAUCAACGAGCAAGUCAUCCCCCCGGCCAUGAUCCUCGUCAGUGGAAGCCUGGUCCACUCGAACCUCGCCGACAUGACCUUGGCCAUCACCCUCACCCGCGGACUCAGGACGUCUCUGGAGAUAAAGACGCUGUCCGACACCCUGAAGACCAUAAACAAGUACUGGGUGGAUCACCCUAGCUCCCCCAUCAAAGCCAGCCACCAUCACGAACUGAGGGGGUUCUUGCGUCGCCUGGCCUCGUCCGAAUUCAUGGGCUACGUCAUCGUUUCAAAGCCGGAUUGCCGCCGCCUAGACGUCGAAUGCGACCUCCCCCCCCAGUACAGGGACCGCAUUGCGGCGCUCACCCGAGAGGUCGCCAAGGAGGUGCUGGCGCAGCUCGACAAGCGCAAGCGAGCAUACGACAGCAGCAUCCGGGACGGCAGACCGCCCGUUGCCCGGACAGGCCUCGUCGUCAAGGAAUUCUGGUCACUUCGCCUCCUCCGCAGAGCGCUCCUGUUCCCUGGGGUGCUCGACGCCCAGGAGCGCGCGAACCAGGAGGGUAAAGAAGUCGAGCUGCUCGCCCAGAACAUCGACGGCCACCUGAGGCGGGCGAAAGGCCCCAUGCCGCGCCAGUACGCCCACAUCCAUAUCCCAAACCUCACCCCUUACCUGGACAUCAUUCUAGUGAGGUGGGGUAAAUGGAUAGAAUACGAAAGCAUUCUCAUGCAGCUCUACGAAGACGCCCGAGAGUACCCCACCGACAGCGACAUCGGGGCCGGAGCCAAGGGUCCCAAGAACGCGAUGGUCCUCCUCAGCGAUCCAGGUGCGGUGCACAAAGCCCAGCUCUAUAACGAGACGAAUCUCCCAGCGGACAAGUUCGAGUCGACGAUGAUCUUCGCAGGAAUGAGUCAGGACGAUAGAGAAGGGGCGAUGGUUUGGUUCAACACGUUCUGGGAAAAAGACGGGACUGAGAAGAAGAAAUCCAAGGUCCUGGUGGGGUCCUACAAUCUCCUUGGGACGGGAUUCGACAAUCUGAAGUGCGCGGUGAUGGUGAUUCAUCUCGAGGUUCAUCCCAACAAGAACGAGUUCGAUCAGUCCGUCGGCCGCAUCCAUCGGCGAGGCCAGCCCCUCGAGACGGUCAGCUAUCAGUUGAAAACCCCAGGACAACCUUUAGAGGAACUGAACUUGGCUUUAAGGGAGGAACGAGGAGGACUCGUCGCCAACCUUACUUAUGUAGCGGAGGGGCUUCGGGCGGCGAUAGAGGCGUGA